AUGAUCGACGGCUAUGAUGUAGUAUUCCAGCUCCCAGCUGAUGUCUUGAUAGAGCGUUAUUUCGCUGUGAUUAACGCAGCAAACGCCAAGAUUGCCGCUCGUUUCGGCGCAGACUCCAUCGAGGCGCUCUCUGGAGUGAAUGCUCCCCGGGAGACUAUUCUUUUCGGCCCUGAGAAAAUCUGUUAUCCGGUAGACUGGAGUCGACCUGGAUGCUGGGCUGCUCCUGACGACUUGGACAUUCCCGUGGGCGCAUUCGGUCCAGAUGACGGCACCCUGGAUCACAAUCAAGCCCGAUGGCUGAACUCCGGCACCAUCAUGGGCCCGGUUGGGGAUAUGAGGAGGCUGUUUGCAGCUACUCUGAAGCGCAUCAAUGAGACUUAUGACCCAGCACAUGAAUACAGCGACUCAGACCAAAGGUACCUGAGUGAUAUCUGGGGUGAGCAGGAAUAUUGGCGCUCUAUCGCGAGACAUGAGCUCUAUUUCCACGAUGGAGCGAAUUCAACAGACAGAUCACCAGCAGGAGAUUCCGGCGACACAGCAAGAAUCAUCCCAACUCGGGUCCCAGGCCAACGCACCGAAUUCCACAUUGGGAUCGACUACAGAUCGGAGCUGUUUCAGACACGCGUGGGCUCCGACCAGGUCAUUGAUCAUGUUGCCUUUGAUCGCCCUACCCGUGAAAAGUCUGGUCUAGCGACAUACGUAACCAAAAACACUAUCGAGUCGCCUCAUUUCAAGCCUUACUACAUCAGAUUGCCGGAGAACGUCGUAUUUUCUACCUCGCGCCUUCUCAGUGGGAUUUCGCAAAUGCUCGAAGCCAAACCGGAAGACCUCAUUUCCACCAUCCGUUUCGGAACGAACUUCGUUACCAAACAUGUAUAUGGCAUGUUCCAUUGCAUCGGUGAAAAGACAUAUCUUGAUGAUCUGUGGUAUCUGCUGUGGUUCCAGAAAUAUGCGCAGCCGCUGUUUGAAGCCGCAAUUAGAUCUGUCAAAGAAGGGAAGAAGAUUUCCGACACACCAAUUGAUGGACGAAAGUGGGAUGUUGCCCAUGGAUACCCCAAGACACCUGAGAUGGAUUUGCAGGCUGGAGGCGUGUGGGCCGAUUUCGAUGGUGAAUGGUUAAGCUGGGGAGAGCUGUGCCAGCCCUUUGAAGAGGAUCUUUUUGGGGACAAGAAAUGA
This is a messenger RNA of Penicillium antarcticum, 1176 nucleotides long. RefSeq names its product glycosyltransferase domain-containing protein. The coding region runs from base 1 to 1176 and encodes 391 amino acids. The transcript has a single exon. Lineage: Eukaryota; Fungi; Ascomycota; Eurotiomycetes; Eurotiales; Aspergillaceae. The record is from RefSeq and is a predicted model, not a curated record.